Molecule: messenger RNA, 861 nt
Organism: Knipowitschia caucasica
Lineage: Eukaryota; Metazoa; Chordata; Actinopteri; Gobiiformes; Gobiidae
Source: the annotation of a GenBank genome assembly
AUGAGAACGACAAACAUCACUGUCUCCUCCCUCAUCAUCACUGACUCCUCCCUCAUCAUCACUGUCUCCUCCCUCAUCAUCACUGCCUCCUCCCUCAUCAUCACUGCCUCCUCCCUCAUCAUCACUGUCUCCUCCCUCAUGAUCACUGUCUCCUCCCUCAUCAUCACUGCCUCCUCCCUCAUCAUCACUGCCUCCUCCUCCCUCAUCACCACUGCCUCCUCCCUCAUCAUCGCUGUCUCCUCCCUCAUCAUCACUGUCUCCUCCCUCAUCAUCACUGCCUCCUCCCUCAUCAUCACUGCCUCCUCCUCCCUCAUCAUCACUGCCUCCUCCCUCAUCAUCACUGUCUCCUCCCUCAUCAUCACUGCCUCCUCCUCCCUCAUCAUCACUGCCUCCUCCCUCAUCAUCACUGCCUCCUCCUCCCUCAUCACCACUGCCUCCUCCCUCAUCAUCACUGUCUCCUCCCUCAUCAUCACUGCCUCCUCCCUCAUCAUCACUGCCUCCUCCUCCCUCAUCAUCACUGCCUCCUCCCUCAUCAUCACUGCUCCUCCUCCCUCAUCAUCACUGCCUCCUCCCUCAUCAUCACUGCCUCCUCCCUCAUCAUCACUGCCUCCUCCUCCCUCAUCAUCACUGCCUCCUCCCUCAUCAUCACUGCCUCCUCCCUCAUCAUCACUGCCUCCUCCUCCCUCAUCAUCACUGCCUCCUCCCUCAUCAUCACUGCCUCCUCCCUCAUCAUCACUGCCUCCUCCUCCCUCAUCAUCACUGCCUCCUCCCUCAUCAUCACUGCCUCCUCCCUCAUCAUCACUGCCUCCUCCCUCAUCAUCACUGCCUCCUCCCUCAUCAUCACUGCCUCCUCCCUCAUAA